CGGGUCUGUUUCGCGUAGCCAAGUGUUGUUUGGCGUGUGUCUCUUGAAAUUUGAAUUUUUAGUCGUUUGUUGUGCGUCCUCGUGUCGAAAUCGUUGGUAAUAAUAGCGUGUUCGACGACGGUUUCUACGGUUCGAGUGCGUAACGUGUGUUUUCGGUAUUGGAAUUUACAGUUCGGUGCGCAUGAGAGAAUAAAAUAUCACAUAAGCAAAGCAAAAUAAGAAUAAAAUACAUAUUUAUGUAUAUAUAAAGUCAAAUAGUGCCAACCUCAAUAUACAAAAAUAUUGUGUUAUAUAAAUGUAUAUAUAGUUCAAUUAAUUAAAAUACUACUCCGCAACAAGAAAAAUCAAGUGAAUAGUAUAUUAAUUGUUUAAAGUACAGUUAAAAGACAUUUUCUAAUUGCAUCGUUCACAUACAAUGGCAACACUGUCUUCCACAACAGCCUCGAACGCUAGCGAACCGCCGAAAAUUAGCAAAUUUUUCAGUAGCAGCUGCAAUUAUCAGAGUAAAAUCCAACAAGUGAUCAGUUUCAGUUUUACCUCAUCAAAUUUCAUCUUUAUCACAUGCAUACUCAGCAUUAGUAAAUUGUGCACUGUUACCGCUGGUCCGGUACAAACUACCGCCGCUGCGAGUACUACGGAUCCCACCGCCACAGCUGGUCCACCAUACAGUGCGCUGAACGCUACCACGUUAUUGGAGAAAUUACAUUCGUUUGCUACAACACUCGGCCCACCUGUGACGUCCACGUCGUCGGGGAAGUCAUCGAAAAACAGCGCAGCUGCGGCGAAUAGUGUCAGCGACGGCAGUGGUUCAAUGUCGUUUUUCGGUCGUAAAAAUUUAAUAAAUCUAGAUUUUAAAUUUCUAAAUGUCUCCGGCAAAAUUGGCACACCACUCAGCAUUGCACAGAGCAUAGUAAAAAUCUGCGAAGAGAAGCAAUUUCAGUGCGGCAAUGGAGCCUGCAUACCCAUCCGCUUCACCUGCGAUGGCGAAUCAGACUGCAGUGAUCACAGCGAUGAGCGCAUCGCCAAUUGCAAAUUUAUAGGUUCCACCUGCGGCACUGAACAAUUCAGAUGCAACAAUGGUUUCUGCAUACCCAAUAGAUGGCGCUGCGAUCAGGAAAGCGAUUGCGCCGAUGGCUCCGACGAAGCAACAACGCUAUGCAUGAAUUUCUGCUCACCGAACGAGGUGAAGUGCAAGAAUGCCGAACAGUGCAUACCACGCUCUUGGGUAUGUGAUGGCAGUCCCGAUUGCCGUGACCAAUCCGAUGAAGCUGAUUGCAAAACAAAAACCUGUUCACCUGAUGAGUAUUCAUGUAAAUCCGGCGAGGGUGAAUGCAUUCCAUUAGCAUGGAUGUGUGAUCAGAGCAAAGAUUGCUCCGAUGGUUCCGAUGAGGCUUCAUGCAAUGAGACCUGCCGCUCCGAUGAGUUCACCUGCGGCAAUGGACGUUGCAUACAGAAACGUUGGGUCUGCGACCAGGACGACGACUGCGGUGAUGGCAGCGAUGAGCGCGACUGCCCGCCGAAAACAUGCAAUCCAAAUACCGAGUUCACUUGCCGCGAUGGCGGUUGUGUCGUCAAACGUUGGGUGUGCGAUGGUGAACCGGAUUGCGCGGAUGGCUCCGAUGAGCAGCAAUCGUGCGACAAGAAUGCCACAUCCGUUAUAACGCCGUGUCUGUCACACGAAUAUCAAUGUCGCGAUCGUAUUACCUGCCUACACCACAGCUGGCUGUGUGACGGCGAAAAAGACUGUCCCCAUGGCGACGAUGAGCAACAGGAGAAUUGCCGCAACACCACAUGCCGGCCGGAUCAGUUCCAGUGCGGCGAUCGCACCUGCAUAGCGGGACAUUUGACAUGCAACGGCCAGGCCGAUUGUGCGGAUCGCAGUGAUGAGCAGAUGUGCGGCAUUUCGAAAAUCACCAAAUGCAAUGCCACGGCACACUUCGAUUGCGGUGGCGGGCAAUGUAUACCACUGUCGAAGGUUUGCGAUCGCAAAAAGGACUGCCCGGAUGGUGAGGAUGAACCGGCGGGCAAAUGUUCGAUAAAUGAAUGUGCGAUAAAUAACGGCGGUUGCAUGCACAAAUGCAUUGAUCAACCGAUUGGCUAUCGCUGUGAAUGCAAUUCUGGCUACAAAUUGACCGAAACAAACAAAACCUGCGUAGACAUUAAUGAAUGCGAAGAUCCGGGCGCUUGCUCACAAAUCUGCAUCAACGAAGUUGGCGGCUUCAAAUGUGAAUGCGAGGCGGGCUAUAUGCGUGAUCCACGCAAUCAUACGCGUUGCAAGGCGACCGAGGGUCAUGCAUCGUUGCUGUUGGCGCGCCGUCAUGACAUCAGGAAAAUCGCUUUGGACCACAUGGAAAUGACAUCGAUUGUGAAUAAUACGAAAUCGGCAACUGCAUUGGAUUUUGUCUUCCGCACUGGCAUGAUAUUCUGGAGCGAUGUGUCCACGCAAAGCAUUUACAAAGCACCCAUCGACGAGGGCAACGACAAGUCCGUUGUGCUCAAGGACCACUCGGUGACAUCAGAUGGCUUGGCCGUCGAUUGGAUUUACAAUCACAUCUACUUCACAGACACACACAAAUGCACGCUCGAGUUGACCAACUUUGACGGCAACAUGGGCAAGGUACUCAUCGAAGACGGACUGGAUAUACCGCGCUCAAUUGCACUGGACCCAAUCGAGGGUUGGAUGUAUUGGUCCGAUUGGGGCGCCUCACCACGCAUCGAACGCGCCGGCAUGGACGGUUCACAUCGCACCACCAUCAUCAACUACGAUGUGAAGUGGCCCAACGGCAUUACACUGGAUCUGGUACGUAAGCGCAUCUAUUGGGUUGACGGCAAAUUGAAUAUUAUCGCGUCAGCGAAUUAUGAUGGUUCGCAACGUCGUCAGAUCUUAUACUCAACGGAUUAUCUGCGACACCCCUUCUCGAUAACCACAUUUGAGGAUAGCAUCUAUUGGUCCGAUUGGGAUAAGCAGACCGUCUUCAAAGCGAAUAAAUUCAAUGGCAAAGGAGUGGAGCCAGUAACCGCACUGCAUCAGCUGCAACAUCCGAUGGUCGUACACGUCUAUCAUCCCUACCGCCAACCGGACGGCAUCAAUCACUGUCAAGCGGUGAAUGGUCAUUGCUCGCAUUUAUGCCUGCCUGCGCCGCGCAUCAAUGAACGUAGCCCGCGCAUCUCCUGCGCCUGUCCCACCGGUCUCAAGCUGAUGGAGGAUCGGCUAAUGUGUGUCGAAGAUUUAAAUACAAAGUCAGCGUCGCAAGCGCGCCGCAAAACCUUGCCAAAGAUGUCUAAAUUCUCCACCGGUCGUGUUUCUGCCAACAACAAUAACAGCAACGACACUGCUCAACAAGCAACAACCGCUCCAAAUAAGGAAGAGGUGAAUAAUCAUCAGGCUGGCAAUGCCACAAGUGCCGAUGGCAGCAUCAUCUCACCGACAAAUGAUUCCAGUUACUUAGCAUUAGCGAUAGUCGGUUCACUAGUCGGCUUCGGACUGGUGACAGGUGUGAUACUUUGGGUCGUUUAUCGUCAUUGCAGCAGGCGUCCCACUUCAAUGAACUUUGAAAAUCCGGUGUACCGUAAAACCACCGAAGAUCACUUUAGUUUGGAAAAGAAUAAUCUGCCGGCACGCAUGUAUCCGAGCACAGUGGACGAAGAGUCCAAGGAGCCGUUGAACGCCGCAGCUGGCACGGAGUGUGUGUGAAGAGCUUAUGCUCUCAGGAGACUACCCAUCAUUACGCUCAUAAUUAUUAUUUUAUUUCUUUUUAUUAUUUUUGUUUUUGUCAUGCUUAACUCAACACCAUAUAUCACUCAUACAAAAAACACCAAACAAGCAUCGCACACCACCACAGUCAGAAGCUACAAAGAUGGACGACACGCCCAUCUCAUUUACGCUGCCAAAAAAAUGUUACUCAUUUUAACAUGCAACAACAAUUAAAAAGACAAAAUCCAAAAAUAAAGUAAAAGGCUAAAAAUAUUGCAGGAAAAAUAUGAAAAAGCGAACAAAUACUAAAAGACAGAUCACACACACUAAACCGUAAAUAAUGCCGGCAGAGAUUACUGAAUACAACGUCAAACUAGCAAAUUUAUUUGGUCAUAAAAGGGCUAGCAAAAAGGAAGGCUUAAAGUACAAUUGCUAUAUGUAUGCUCAUGUUAGUGAGCUAAGGAAGACAAUUCAAGCAAUUUACUAGUAAAAAUCAUUAAAAUCAAAGAGCAUUGUUGCAAUUGCUUCAAACAUAUAGUAAAGCCUGAAAUAGUACAGUCAUGGAAAGUAAUUUUGGCACACAUUUGUUGCAGCAACAGUUAUGAUAAAUAAAACAGCAAACAAAACGGGACCACAACAAAUACAAAAACCAAAUGACAGCUAAUCAACUAGAAAACCAUAAUGCUCAGUUCCAUUGGGAAGCUAGUCUUGUAAUUUUGCACGUAAAACACUCCAAAUACAAACAGAAAUAACGACUGCCUGGAAAGACAUUAUGUAACUUCAACACAGUUUGAAGCACUUGAACUUACAAUAGCUAAAAAAAAAGUAUAUCAACAACAACACAGACGGAGAUUUAGCUACAGAACACACACACAUACACGCACCGGCAAACAGCAAACACGCACACGAAGAAGAGCUUGCUGAAUUCAAGUAAAUACGUACACAUACACACAGCCACGCAAACGCACUCACUGUCAACCAGAAAGCAGAAAAAUUCAGAAAUUAAUAAAAUUGGUUAAAUUCGAGCCGAACCCGGACUACUGACGCGCAACACCCACUACAACCCACUUUACUGCACCCAUCCACACAUACUUUACAACACACAUGCACGCACAUGUAAAUACAUACACAAAUGUAUGCUUUUAAAUUGUUUAGAAUUGUUGAGUCUUUAAUUGAAUUAAUUGAAAUUUCCAAAAAUUAACACUUAUGUAACGUUUAGGCGCUUGAAAAGCAACAAAAAAAAAGUGUAUAAAUUUUAAAUUUAUUUAUUCUUAGUACAAUGCAAGCAAAUAGCAAUUGUAAUUAUAUAAAUAGUUAAAAAUGAAAUCAAAAAUUGAAAACUGUAACUAAAAAAAUAUUUGUACAAAACUAUAUUUGUAUGAAAGCAGCAAUAUUUUGAACUACAAAAAUUUGCUUUCACACACAAAGACACUCACACACUUGCAGACACAACACCACUAACACCGCCACGGAUAUAACAAUAGCUAUAAUAACAGUUAUAAAUUACUGCAGACACAAUUGGUAAACCACAAAAGAAAAAAUUAACUCAAUUUAAAAAUAAAAUAAGUAAAUUGUAAUGUGAGAAAUAAAUAAUUAAAUAAAUAAAAGGAAUGUAAAAUGUUUAAAUUGCAA
Molecule: messenger RNA, 5326 nt
Organism: Bactrocera dorsalis (oriental fruit fly)
Lineage: Eukaryota; Metazoa; Arthropoda; Insecta; Diptera; Tephritidae
Product: low-density lipoprotein receptor
Exons: 17
Coding region: 416-3694 (1092 amino acids)
Molecular function (GO): protein binding; calcium ion binding
Source: RefSeq, a predicted model, not a curated record